Molecule: messenger RNA, 1806 nt
Organism: Penicillium argentinense
Lineage: Eukaryota; Fungi; Ascomycota; Eurotiomycetes; Eurotiales; Aspergillaceae
Product: putative tRNA-specific adenosine-34 deaminase subunit Tad3
Exons: 4
Coding region: 1-1806 (601 amino acids)
Molecular function (GO): catalytic activity
Source: RefSeq, a predicted model, not a curated record
AUGGCUGCCAUCAGCCCCAGCGAGAUUGUUGCAGCGAUCAGCCCCCCGGAUGGCAAAAUUCAGGCCAUUCGAACUUUCCAGCAAGUCCAUCCUCCUGAGGACUAUGGCCUUGCUUGGGUCGCAGAAGUCGACCAGCAGCAGGCAAACACCUCUCUGAAAGCUUUGCAGAACGCGUUCCCUUUCCUCAAGACCGGCCGCGACAAGAAGAACAAAGACAAGAAGGGCAAGAAUGCCAAAGCCGAAGAUCCCAAGAGCGAGGGCAAUGACGAUGAGGACGAAGAUGAUGACCUUAUCAACCUCCGGCACCUGCGUCGCUUUUGCAGCCGCGGCCGCCUUCCCAUGAGUGUCAACGCCAAGCUGGGACCGCAUUAUCCUGAGGGGUGCAACACAAUGUGCUUGAUGGUUGGCCCUCUGAUGCCCACUACUACGGAGGAUGAGAUCCGAGAAGUCCUCACGCCCUUCAAGCCGCCUCUCGAUCGCCGCCCACCAUCCCCUACAUCCAGCCACUCUUCGUGGACUGGCAACAACCCUCGCGGCAAGUCCGCUGAUCCCUCCAGCGAUGAGGACAAGGACAAGGAGGACAAAAGUCCUGCCGAAGCUCCUGUGGCCAAAGAGCCACUCAACCUCAUCCAGACCCGAGUUCCCCUCUACCCUCCGACCAACCUCGAGCAGGCCAAAGAGUGGACUGCAAACUUCUGGGAGACCACUUUCAAUGCGGCUUCCACCAAAACCAAAUUCGCUCCCAACCCUCGGGCAUUGAAGGACAUGGAGAUGUCGCUCAGUUACUUCGCUGGCCAUUACCUUGCUCUCGCGCGUGCCGUUGCCGCUGAGGCCGAAGAAUCCGGCCGUGGUCGCGCCGUUGGCGCAGUGAUCGUCGACCUUGCCGUCCAAGAGCAAAUGCAAAAGGACGCUUGGGACUAUGGCUUCCACCCACUCACGCGGUGGAUGCAGCCCGUCAUUGCCGUCGCAGGUGAUGCGAGAUUCGCUCACCGUGUAGCUGGAGAGAAGUCCGUCAACAUAGGCAAACGCCCUACACAUGAUGCGAACGACGACGCCCUGCCGUACAACGCAGACGAGGAAGGCAGCCCUGAUCUCCACGCUAUGAUGCGUGCGGCUGCCCUGGUUGGACUUCGCCGGCUGGAAAUUUCCGGGCUCGAACCGCCUCUUGAAGAAGACAUCCAAGCUCAGCUUCUGGAUGAUCUUACCCCCCUUGAGUCAUACUUCUUGUAUGAUAUGGACAAAAAAAUUCGCCCCUCCCCCCACCUCCUUCACCCCGGAGCACCGGGUCCACGGCGGCACAAUGAUGAGGACCCGGAGACCAUCGACCACCUGAUGCUCGACGAGGGAAGCUCUGUCCCUGGUCUUGAGCACGGUGACGAGCGAGAGCCUGAGCCUCGCAAUGCCGAUGAUCAGCCCGGCCCCUCGACCACGCCCGCCGCCCGUAUCAAGUCCCAGAAGGCCGGUGGCUACCUCUGCCGGGAUCUCGCCAUUUUCCUUUCCCGCGAGCCAUGCGUUUGCUGCUCGAUGGCGAUGGUCCAGUCGCGUUUCGAGACGGCCGUCUACCCGCAAAUCGGCCGUACUCUUACCGGUGGCCUCGCUUCUGAGUCCGUGAUCGACCAGUCUCCCCCCAUCACGGACGAAGAUGAGUACCAGGAGAUUUACCCCUCCUCGGAUACUGAUCCGAUGGAGAAUCGGGUGUUUUACGGACUCAAUUUCCGUAAGGAGCUCAACUGGCGGUUCCCCGCCUUUGAAUACAUCGAGGAGCGCCCUGAAUGGGUGGAUGACUCGGUCCUUUUCCACGCUUAA